Messenger RNA from Babesia bigemina, 2565 nucleotides. RefSeq lists its product as hypothetical. Bases 1 to 2565 code for a protein of 854 amino acids. NCBI's taxonomy places the organism in Eukaryota, Apicomplexa, Aconoidasida, Piroplasmida, Babesiidae. The record is from RefSeq and is a predicted model, not a curated record. The transcript has a single exon.
AUGAAAUUAAUUGACGAGGACAAAAUCAGUGGUACGAAAGGUCUGCUAAACAAAAUUGAAACGUGGUUCCCACAACAUGGUACACCCAUCCUUUUCAAGACUCCAUUGUCUUAUGAAUCAGUCACAACGGAGUUCAAGUAUUUAUUGGACUCUCUCCUCGAGUACACUGAGGAGCAGGUUAAGACACCGUAUAAAACUCCCCUUAAGCCUGCCGAGAAUGAUAAUUCUAUCAAAGUGUAUGACGUAAAAUAUUGUGCCGACAAGCUACUUAGUCAAUUAACCUUCUCGAAUCACUUUGAUCAAGUCUUUAGUGAUAACCUAACCGCGCUGAGAAAGCAACUCACCACUUUCACCCCCUCCAAGUUCAACGGCAUUCACAACCCCGCGUUGGCAGAUGCCUUACGUGCCGGUCUGACUGAUUGCUGUGGUCAGCUCAACCACGCCUACGUUAACAGCUACUCCGGCCUGACCGUCGACUGGUCUAAGACAAUUAACGGCAAACCGCAGUUGACCGACGACGCCGAACGGUGCGCUAAGCUUUUCCUCACCUGCUUGUCCACUCUGUUUGAAUAUCUCAGCAAGCUGAUGAAUGAGUGUCAGCACGCGUGGAUAUCUGACAAAAUUCAUUCAACUACGGAUCUCGGAAAAUGGUUCGGAGAGUGCGGCUUCCAUGUUUCCACGUCUGACGCAAACCGGGACGGUGAGUUGAGGAAUGAGUCGAAAUUGCAGGGUCGUAACAUCUUGCCUCUGAUCACUAAGGAUAACCACGUUUUCAACAGAUACUACGUAGGAAACCUGAAAGACAUUUUCGGUUACCUACACGACUAUCUUCGUGUCUGCCACCUCACUCCCCGUCCUAAGCCUAGGUCACCGUGCAGCGUGUACGACAUGCUCUGCUGGCUGACUGGCCUCACUUACAGAUCGUACUACCAAGACUUGUUACUUAACAGCUUUAGUGAUUUGCUCGACAAGCCGGAAAAAUCGGACGACGCUUUUGCGGUAGACGGUAUCGGUCUCGAAAUCCAAACUGCCAAAUCCUUACUGGCGUAUCCCCAAACCAUCACCGCCGCGAAUUUAACAGACGCCAUCACAGAAGUAUGCUACUACGCGGAAGAUGUAUUGAUCACCGUACUCGGCCACGGAGAUGCUGACUGCACGUACGCCGUUGAGCAUUCCAACAACUCACUCAACUUGUAUUAUCCGCCUCGCAGUGAGGACUGCCUUCAGAUGAUCAUCGAUGUGCUUCGAAGUAUGCUGCAGCCGCUCACAUUUUUGAAAAAGCAAUGCGCGCUGGAAACAAAAUAUUACGGUUGGCAGCAGUGUACGUAUGGCAGCGGGGUUCAGCCUUCCUGUUGGCAGUGCGGUGAGCACUCUUCCAUCUAUCCGUCGUCCAGUCACGAUUGUUCAGGCACGUCGCCCCUGCAGCUGUACCUGACUGACAGUCUAGGAGGCAUGUUGCCUCACAGUCUGAGUUCCAUCGGUUGCAAGUCGUCAUGUUCCACCUGCACCAAAUCGUCACCUGGGAUGCCAUGUUUGACUCCCCUCGGAUUCAGCCGUUUCUCGAGAGGUACGCGCACAGGUAAAGACCUAAGCAACGUGCUGACCAAAUUCCUAAGUAACGACCAUGUUGCGUGGCUGCUCACGCUGGUCCCCAAACCGCCAUCCACAUUGCCCGAACACUACGGUUUUGUCACGUCGCUUGUACUUAGCAGUGUUGUACCAUUGACUCAACGGCAAGCUACACAUAAAUCUGUUGCUGAUGCGUUUAAAAAGUGUAUCUCCGAACAGACUAUCGAUCUCUAUAAUAAUCCUACUGAUUUGACAAACGCGCUCGGUAACGCAUAUGGCUGCAGCCAGACCGGUCAUGAAGCAAAGAGCCAUCUCCCUCCAUAUGCUGACUUGUCCAGCAUUUCGAUGACUAACACGUGCCCCGAUCAAGAUGUUCACUGCGCUCCAUACAUCGACUGCUUAUCUGCCAACUGCUAUAAAUACAUGGCCAAGCAACACGCUAACCUGUAUUUUUCGUGGUCUAUAUAUUUGCCAUGGAAUCUAUGGAAAUGUCUCUGUUCUCUACUUGACGCAUUUGGAAGCAUCAACUGCAAAAGUUUCGGGUGCCCCGGAUGUUCAUGUACACCAUCAUCUCACGGCGCCAAACACAACUGCAGUUGCAGAGCUCUUGUAUGUUGCCGUGCUGUGCUGCCAACGUUCUACAGAUACGGGUUCACAUUUAAGGACCCUAAAAUGUUGCUGGAUGGUAAGAACAGAAAGCGUUGCAGUCAUUUCUACACUCAACUGGAGAGUGUAGUCAAAUCGACGUAUUUCACCAAACUAUUCGAUCAGUGCGAUAUGAUCUUGUGGAGAAUCCGUGAACCAUUCUCCUACCUUGUCUUGGCCCUCUGGCUCCUCUCUUUGUUGUACCUCCUCCACAUCAUGGUCAUCCGCCUAGACCUCCUCCACAUCAAAUCGCAUCUACAUAGUCCCUCAUCACAUCGCAUUGCCGCUCAAUCAUUGUUGGCUGCUGCACGUGUUGGCAAACUGGGCAGGGUGUUUUAUCUGCAACCGUAA